Molecule: messenger RNA, 593 nt
Organism: Baudoinia panamericana UAMH 10762
Lineage: Eukaryota; Fungi; Ascomycota; Dothideomycetes; Mycosphaerellales; Teratosphaeriaceae
Exons: 2
Coding region: 103-384 (93 amino acids)
Source: RefSeq, a predicted model, not a curated record
CACCUUAGGAACGAUGCGACAUAUCGUUGUGUUCUCAUUGCCUGUAGCUGCUUCCAAACGCCGGCAUGCUCGCCGAGGGUGCACGAGCAUCGUACAUAUCACAUGUCGCGUCUGUCCCAGAAAGAGCUAGCGAAGAAGUCCAGGACAACUGUACGCCAACUACUUGACGGUUCAUAUCCCGCACCGGUGGUACGAACAAGGCGUACGAAAGCGACACAUGAGUGCAACGCCCAGGCAGAACGAGGUGCUGCUAGAAAAUCACGGGUCUUGGUCGGAUCGCUGCUUUCUGACGCAACGGUCAACUGGUCACUACCAACCCUAAGCGACCUGCGUAAUUCUUGUCUUAGCGCACAGCUAUACUGCCUCCUGCGUUACAUGUGUUGAUGUCAGGCGUGGACCUUGUAGGACACUACGAAGCGAGCAUAUGCAUAGCUCCUCGAACUCUCCAUUGGUGAGAUCGAAGAACAUCUUAAUAGUGUCGUACUAGUACCAGCGCGCGUAUCUAAUGCCCACGAUCUUCACACGACGCAGCGAAGCCAAUGCUACAGUGAUAUCGGCCAAUAGUCACCGAGCUUGUAAGAAUCGCAGCGGUC